AUGACCCACACAGGACGCAUCCGAGUCCAAGGCUGCGAUUUCAAAGACAGUGAGGAGGAAAAUGUCUUUAUCCUCUUCCUACCACUGUACUUACGCUCACCCAUAUCACUCACAGCAAACAACAGGUACUUGGUUAUGAUGGGAAACUAUCAAGCUUUUGCGCUUGAUUGGGCUAACCGAUCCUCGCUGGAGUACGGCGUAUGGCAAGGGGAUCCGCUGAAGCCAGAUGUGACGAUUCGAAAGUACAUUUUUGAGACGGCUUAUGCUGAGACCAAGUCGUCUAAGGACAAGCGAAGCCUACAUUUAUUUCUCGAAGACCAAUGGAGCCUAAUGAGGUUUGCCAAGGACACGAUUGACGAGAACCUACGUGAUGAACGGGUUGUGAUGGAGAUCCCUUGUCUGCAAGUGUUUGAUAGAUAUGUAGUUACCCGCUACAGUCUCGUUAUCGCCGUCAGAGGUCAUGAUUUGAGUGGUCGUGGACAUGUUCAGCCCGUUGGCAUUGCCAAAGACCCCAGGAAGGCAUAA
Molecule: messenger RNA, 525 nt
Organism: Lobosporangium transversale
Lineage: Eukaryota; Fungi; Mortierellomycota; Mortierellomycetes; Mortierellales; Mortierellaceae
Exons: 4
Coding region: 1-525 (174 amino acids)
Source: RefSeq, a predicted model, not a curated record